Molecule: messenger RNA, 507 nt
Organism: Neomonachus schauinslandi (Hawaiian monk seal)
Lineage: Eukaryota; Metazoa; Chordata; Mammalia; Carnivora; Phocidae
Product: zinc finger protein with KRAB and SCAN domains 8-like
Exons: 2
Biological process (GO): regulation of transcription by RNA polymerase II
Molecular function (GO): DNA-binding transcription factor activity; RNA polymerase II cis-regulatory region sequence-specific DNA binding
Source: RefSeq, a predicted model, not a curated record
UGUAAGGAAUGUGGGAAAGCCUUUUCUCAGAGCUCAGAGCUUGUUCAUCACUGGAGAAUCCACACUGGAGAGAAACCUUAUCAAUGUAAUCAAUGUGGGAAAGCUGUCAACACAGGCCUGGUUCUUCAUCAGAGAAUCCAUACUAGGAAGAGACCCUAUGGGUGUAAAGAGUGCGGUAAAUCCUUUAGUCAAAGCUCCCACCUUAUUGGACAUCUGAGGAUCCACAUUAGAGAGAAACCCUUCAAAUGUGAUGAGUGUGGGAGGGCCUUCAGUCAGAGGUCAGGACUCAUGGAACAUCAGAGAAGCCACAUUGGGGAGAAACCCUACACACGUAAGGAAUGUGGGAAAGCUUUCCGAGGGAGCACCAGCCUUACUCAGCAUUUGAGGAUCCACACUGGGGAGAAGCCCCAUCAGUGUGAGGAGUGUGGACGAGCCUUCAUUCAGAGGUCAAGCCUUGUUCGUCAUCAGAGAAUCCACAGAGGGCAGCAGUCUGUGUGUGUAUCCUAA